CUGCAAAUGCUCUCAUCGUCCGCAUCGCUGUUCCGUAGAUCUGUACAGAGAAAACCACUCCCUUUCGCUGGCUUCCGGUUCAUACAGGCUAUAGGUAUAUCUGAUGUCUCCUCGUUCGCAAGAUUAUGCUCUCCGCUUCUCCUAUACAGCUGCCUGAGAAUCACGUUUGGUGUUCGGUUUAUGGUGGCAACCAGGGCCGGCUCUUGCGUUCGCAUCGUCGAUCGAAUCCGCGCUAAUCUCGGGCUCAGUGCUGAAUGUGGUCCUGGCUAUCAUACAGUAUCAUCUGGCUGCGGAAGAUCGCCAUCUCCUGAUUCUGAACAGGUCAACGAGGCUGGGAAGUGUCUGAUCCUGUCGCUUGGCUCUUCCAGUAGUCAACACUUUCUGCUCAUCAUGCGAGGCUGGGCCGUAAGUGAACCCUCACUGUGUCACGGCAUUCGCUCUGGAUUAGCUCAGGUAUUAUCGGAUGCAAGCGCUGUACAUUCGCAACUGCUGAUUGGUGAAAACUGUACACUGUGAACCGGUGAGUUCGGCCGACCGUGUAUAGACUGAGCUGGUUAAUUUUCCAUCCGGACUGUUGAACGUCAACACGUAAGACAUGAAAUUGGCUGCAUCUUGAGUCGAAGUGGCCACCGUCAUCAGUUUUGUGCAUCGAACUCUAACUCGACGCAUGGACAUAAUCAAUCAACAUCCUUGAUAGAUCGUUCAAAAGAGCACACUUCAAUGUACGACCAUUUGCAUGAUCGAC
Molecule: messenger RNA, 745 nt
Organism: Laetiporus sulphureus 93-53
Lineage: Eukaryota; Fungi; Basidiomycota; Agaricomycetes; Polyporales; Laetiporaceae
Exons: 1
Coding region: 7-516 (169 amino acids)
Source: RefSeq, a predicted model, not a curated record